This is a messenger RNA of Xyrauchen texanus (razorback sucker), 3726 nucleotides long. It is a transcript of the gene cables1, whose product is annotated as Cdk5 and Abl enzyme substrate 1. Lineage: Eukaryota; Metazoa; Chordata; Actinopteri; Cypriniformes; Catostomidae. Gene Ontology annotation, biological process: nervous system development; regulation of cell cycle. The record is from RefSeq and is a predicted model, not a curated record. Gene Ontology annotation, cellular component: cytosol. Bases 152 to 1756 code for a protein of 534 amino acids. The transcript is spliced from 10 exons.
UUCUGUACACACAGACACACACACACACACAGUAUAACACAGAAGGCAUUUAAAAGACAACGCUAUGGCGUUUUGACCAACACUUUCAGCCCACAUCCAUACAAACAUCAUGAACUAUCUCCGUUGACAAACACACAUUCAUGCACCCGUGAUGGCGAGCGCGCUGCAGAUGAAGCACUCCAGUCUGGAACACACACGGAAGCGCGUGAUAGACCCACGGCGGAGGCAAGCUGCACUCUCAUUCCUCAGCAACAUCUCUCUGGACGGACGACCCGUGCAGGAUGACGGGGACAAUCAGACCGAAGAGGAGGACAGCUCUGUUAUGGAAGCAAGGACUAGACAGAGCCUGGUUUCAGCAGUGGGCCAGCAGCAGGCACUGGUCGGAGCAGCGAACCAGGCUCUCAGCAGUGCCCGAGCUGCUGGCUUCAUGGCCGGGCUGACGGGUCCCAGCGCGGCUGCUGUUGCUGCUCCUCCUCCUCCUCCUCCAGCAUGUAGUGCGGAUGCGGAGGGGGAUGCGAGCAGCGCUUCUGUGUUCAGCUCCCCUUUUUCUGCAGUGCCACCGGCGACGAGGGGGAGACUGCAGACGUACACUCAGGGAAUUCUGCCUGUGUCCUACAGGCAGUCCAGCCAGAACUACUGCUGUCUAGAGGGGGGUCCGAUAGCCAACUCUGCCCUGGAGCUGCAGAGAUCCAGACGGAGGCUGAUAUCCCAGCGGUCUUCACUGGAGACUCUUGAGGAUAUUGAGGAAAACGCCCCUCUACGCAGAUGCCGAACUUUAUCCGGUUCACCGCGGCCAAAGAGUUUCAAGAAGGUCCACUUCAUCAAAAAUAUGAGGCAGCAUGACAUGCGCAAUGGAAGGAUAGUCCUUAUGAGUGGCAGAAGAUCCUUCUAUAGUGUAUUUUCUGUCCUGCCCUAUCGAGAUUGUAGCCAAACAGGGGAUGUGAAGGCAGAGAGCGGACGCCAGCGACACCCCUCGGGUGGCAUGAGUGCCAAGGAGAUGGUGAUCGGCCUGGAGGGUGUUGAGUUGGGUGCAGAUGGCAAGACUGUUUCAUACACACAGUUCCUGUAUCCAACCAACGUCCUGGGUCGUCGUAACACCAUCGACUCCACGUCGUCUUUCUCUCAGUCUCGGAACGCCAGUCACCGCAGCCUCAUUCUGGCACGUGCCAACAGUAACCAGAGUAGCCUUGAUACAGGGAAUGAACUGGGAGAUUUCAGGGAGUACGACCCAAAUCUUCUGGAUGACCCGCAGUGGCCAUGUGGAAAGCACAAAAGAGUGCUCAUAUUUCCCUCAUAUAUGACCACAAUCAUUGAGUAUGUCAAGCCCUCUGAUCUCAAGAAGGACAUGAAUGAGACCUUUAAGGAGAAGUUCCCUCACAUUCGUCUAACACUGAGCAAGAUAAGAAGCCUGAAGAGAGAGAUCCGUAAGCUAGCUCAGGAGGAGUGUGGCUAUGAAGAGUCCACAGUGGCCAUGGCUUUUGUUUACUUUGAGAAGCUGGUGCUGCAGGGUAAACUCAAUAAACAGAACCGUAAACUCUGCGCCGGUGCCUGCGUCCUCCUUGCAGCCAAGAUUGGAGGAGACCUUAAGAAGCAUGAAGUCAAGCACCUGAUUGAUAAACUAGAGGAGAGGUUUAGGGUGAACCGGAGAGAGCUGAUUGCCUUCGAGUUCCCCGCUCUGGUGGCCCUCGAGUUCAAUCUGCACCUCCCAGAGCACGAGGUCAUGCCCCAUUAUAGACGCCUCCUGCAAAACUCCUAGCGACAGCUCAGACAGAGUCCUCCUUCUCCCUUGAUCUUCUCGACCAGAAAGCCCCUAUAUACAUCUCUGAUGUCCUCGAUCAUCUCCAGAUGUUGGAAUGAAGACACUAUUCCUCUGUUAUAAAAAAAAGACUUCUCAGCCAAAGUGACAACUCUAUACUGAACUCUUUCUAAAGGGAGUGUCUUGUUUCCUAGAAUUGAUCCUUUGACCUUUGGGUACAUUUUAAGUGUUUGUUUUUUCAGUUGAAUUUUGCCUACUUGCAGGUUUAUGGUAAGUGUUACGGUUCAAGUGUUCAGGAAUGAUUAAACCUUUAAGUGAGUUUCCAAGUUUCAGGAGGACAUUUUUAUUCUAAACAAGUUUGGGCUGUUUGAUUUGUGUUCUUUUCACAGAUGACAGUAUUCCUUAAUUUCCUCUUUCAUAACAUGUUGCAUCUUCCUUUUUCCUAAAUUUUGACAUUCUGCCAAAUCUGCCUAGUUUCUCUGCACUUGCUCUUUCUUGGUUGAAAGCCUUAAAAUUGGGGAGUCAGAUGAUUCUAAACUCUUAGAAGUAUGUGACUGUUCCCCGCUGAUCUUCUCCUCAUGUACUUCAAGUGCAAAUUUCGAGUCUUUGGUAUGGUAGACCUGCACAGCCUCUGUAGAACAACAUGGUAGAUGGUUCUUCAUCUCAUUUCCUCAUUUAAAUUCAUUUUAUCCAGCAUUCCUGCUUUUAGCCCUGCUGAAUUUCCAUGCUGGUUUGGUGCUGGUCUAGCUAUUGGAUCAGGAAAAUCAUGCUUCUCUCCUGCAUGAAAUGCUGGUUAAACAGUAUGAUCAUUCUGGUGAGGCUGGUUGACCAAGGAAGUCUUGCUGGUCUUUUCAGCAGGGAGUUUAACCACCCCACUCAAACAUAUGUUGUAGACGGUAACAGCAGUAUCUCUGGUGGGAUUUUAUACAGUUCUUAAGGGGUACAUUUACGUACUCCUGUGGUUUUUCUACCCUUGUUUGUCGAUUUUGACACUGUAGUGGUGUGGCUCGCUGCACUCAUGGUUACUGUGUCCGUGCUCUAUGUUAGAGUGGAUUUUGAGCACAUUUGUAGUGCUACACUGUAUGAUGCGGCAUCAGAUCAUACCGCUGAUAAUCAUUGCUUACUAUUUUGCCUACAUGGGGCCAGCAGAGUGGUGGGAAAGGCCAUCUGCGUGACUCGUAUGCUACGGUGUUGACUAAUGCAUGAACACCAUAGCAGUGUUAAGAACUACGUCAAACUUUCUUUUGACUUGUAAACGCUACUUUUAAACAUUUGUUUGAUUUGAUGAUCAUUUUAAAUCAGUUCUGAACAAAAUAUUUGUUUUUCUUUCACUAUUGGUGGUACAGAAUUGUGUGUAAGUGGAAUAUUAUCUCACAGCGCACUGUUGUCUGUGUUACUGCAUUCAUAAGGGGCCAUUCACACUGAACAUAUUUUUGCUUCCGGUUGCUCUCUUUUUUUAAUGGUUGUUCUAUGUAAACAUGUGCUAAAUGGACUUCUUUGACAGUUGAACCACAUCUCGCUGUUUUUUCAGCAUCUUGCACUGGAACGGCUUCGUGACUAUCUGCUUUCUGUUCCACUCAUUGCGCUACGUCUAGAUUUUUUUAAUGCAAGAAUGUGUUUGGUCUGAAGGACCCCUGACUUAAAUUAAGUAUGUGUAAAGUGUAUUAUGUUCACUAUGCACUACUAAGUUAUGAACAACAGUUAAAGAAUAAAAUCUGUUCAGAGCUAUCCAGUCAUGGCAGAAGGAAUCGAACGUACAUUCAGGACAGUCAUGGCAAACUUGCGCAUUUAACCUUAAUUGUAAGAUUAAUAAUGUCUAGAAUGUGAAAAGAUUAUUGUGAAGAGGAUUUGGCCUUGAGAAAUGCACUUUAGGAUUUUUAGUGAGUAUCUUGGAUGCCCAAAACCGAUGAACGUUUGUACAAUGCAGAUACAUUUGUGUAAAUAUGCUGCUUUGCUUGUUCAAUAAAAAG